CCCCGGCCCGACACGCAGCGGCUCCGCCCGCCGCCCCGUUGGCGUUGGCGGGAGUGGGGCGGGGCCCGGCCGGGAGCGGCUCUGGCAGCGGCGGCGGGGCCGGCCGGGCUGCGGAGGUGCCUGCGGCCGGCGGAGCGCUGUUCUGACUGGACGUGCUUGGCAAGAUGGAGCCGCCGACCUCCUCCAGGCUGAAUUCCCGAAAGAGAAGAAAAGAUGGAUCUGGCCCCAAUGGGGCUGCGGAGCUGGAUGGAAUCCCUCCAAAAAUGUCCCGGCGCUCAUUCGGACUGAGGGAACCGGCUCCGUUUUCAGAUGAAGUGGAAAUCGAUUACAGCAAGCCAUACAUCAGAGUAACAUAUGAAGAAGCGAUGAGAGGGACCCCUUUGGAUCGCCCCGUCAGAGUUUACGCCGAUGGAAUAUUUGACUUGUUUCACUCUGGACAUGCCCGGGCCUUGAUGCAAGCAAAGAACCUCUUCCCGAACACAUACCUCAUUGUCGGAGUCUGCAGCGAUGAGCUAACCCAUAACUUCAAGGGCUUCACGGUGAUGAACGAAAAUGAGCGGUAUGAUGCUGUGCAGCACUGUCGCUACGUGGACGAAGUGGUGAGAAAUGCUCCGUGGACGCUCACCCCCGAGUUCCUUGCAGAGCACAGGAUCGACUUUGUUGCACACGAUGACAUCCCCUAUUCUUCUGCUGGCAGUGAUGAUGUUUAUAAGCAUAUAAAAGAAGCAGGCAUGUUUGCGCCAACUCAGAGGACUGAGGGGAUCUCAACAUCAGAUAUCAUCACGCGGAUCGUGCGGGACUAUGAUGUUUAUGCCAGACGGAACCUGCAGCGGGGCUACACAGCUAAAGAGCUCAACGUCAGCUUCAUAAACGAGAAGAAAUAUCACCUGCAGGAGCGCGUGGAUAAGGUGAAAAAGAGGGUGAAGGAUGUAGAGGAGAAGUCAAAGGAAUUUGUCCAGAAAGUGGAGGAGAAGAGUAUCGAUCUCAUUCAGAAGUGGGAAGAGAAGUCCCGGGAGUUCAUCGGCAAUUUCCUGGAGAUGUUUGGCCCAGAAGGUGCAUUGAAACACAUGCUGAAGGAGGGCAAGGGCCGGAUGCUGCAGGCCAUCAGCCCAAAGCAGAGUCCCAGCAGUAGCCCCACGCACGACCGCUCCCCGUCUCCCUCCUUCCGCUGGCCCUUUUCAACCAAGACUCCUCCUUCCUCACCGGCCAACCGCUCCAGGAACGAGUCUGCAGUCACCUACGACAUCAGUGAGGAUGAAGAGGAUUAAGCUACUAGCCGGGAUUUGCUGCGAACCGCUAAUCGCCGAAUCCUAAGUCCGGACCCACUGGGGAACUCUAAAUGUGCAAGAGAGCCAUAGGAACAGGGCUGACGGUGAGCACAGGGCCUUGGAGGCACCCGUUGCUCUUAGCAAGGGCUGCUGCCUGGAAGCACAUUCAAACCUCCUCUCCCUUCUCCUCCCCAAAUCCCCUUUUUAUUGUUUACGUUCUAGUGUUUUCCAGGGGGGAAAUGGUUUUUAUAUUUUAAGAAAAUACUCUUUUAAAGCGCAAAGAAUAGCACCCAAGCGUGGCUUUUGUUUUCGUUUCUUUUCCCCUGUUAUACCUCCAGGCAAGAGGGAGAGUGGGAGGACCCAUCUGUCCCUUCUUUCCUUCAGCUCCUCCGUCUUAUCCCCCCGCAACCCCAGGCAGGAUCCGUGCUGCUGCCAAACGAAAAGCCCCUCGGUUCCUCAACCAGCAUGACCUCGAGAGCACACAGGGAGCGGUGGUGUAAAGAGGUUUCUAGGAAAUAGAGACAUCUCUGCUGCGCUGGAGCUGAUAGGAAUCUGUCCAGCAGACGCUGUGGUGCUUGCGCGCCUCUUAGCUGAGCUUCCCAGCGUGUGGCAGUGAGGACGUGCUGAGGGGGGGGCUGCCGGCUUAGCACGCAGGAGUUGCACCCUGGAAGAAGUCACAGCACUGUAGGGCCACGCAUCCCAUAAGCGUGUGGCGUUCGCAGCUCCAAAUGUCUAUGGGGGCUGCAGGGGAAAGGCCUUCCCAGCUAAUCUUGACAAGACUGCUAAAUCUUGAGCUAAAAUUCCGCCCUUAGUUGCUGUUGGAGAGAAGAGAAUUAAUCUUUGCUUCGGGGCGCUUGCUCUCUGUGCGUUUCCUUGGGCGUGUGAGAGCCCAGGUAGGAAAUGAAUGUGUGUACUCCUUUGAGAAGUUCCUCGUCCCGGUCUCUGGUGUGUAAUAAGUUUUACUGUCUGUCCAAAUGGCCCCUCAACACUGUGCUCUGUGCGUGUUUGUCUGUGUUUCAGUUGCUGUGCUCUAGGGGCUGGAGCAGUCCUUCACACUGGUGCCGUGAAGUCGCUGCUAUAAGGACAAAACGUGAAUUCGUACAGCCAGUUUGGUGUCCGUGUUGGUGUGUGCAGCUGGACAGAUGAAGGGCACGUUUUACCCCAGUGAAGGGCCCCAGUCCCACGUGACAGUUACCUGCCUUGCGCAGUAAACGGACAAAUCUGUGCCCGCUUACUCCGCUCCUUGAGGCGGGCCAGAAACAGCAUCAGAGAGCGCUGCAGCUUUUUAAGAUUUUAAACAUGUAAUCUGCUCGUUUGAAACCAUGGUCGAAGUCGUGCCUGUUGUUGUGUCUGUAAUAAACACUGAGCUUUGUGGCCUGCAGUUGCCCUCCCCCUGCUGCAUGCCCGUGUACAGAGCAGCUCGGCGCGCUGUCCCAGCAGCCAGCACUGGAGGGACUGGGCUGUGUCACGUAGCCGUGAAGCUCCCACUUGCUUUUCCGUUUGGAUUUGGCUGUGAUAUCCGUUGUCUCUGGAUGGAGCUGCUGGGCUGAGUUGCCUGUAUCCUCCUGCGAUGCUGGGAGCAGAGGACAGCUCGGAGCCUGGUCAGCAACACUGCAGGGAGGUCUCCAGAGCGGGAUGCAGGGCUUGGGGAGCAGCAGGUGCAAGGAUGCUUCCAGAGGAUGCAGGGGCCGCGUGGUAGGAGCAGGCUGCCGCCUCUUUCCAGCUUUUAUCUUGCUGAUCCUUUGUCAUGCUGCCUUAAGGGCUUGACAGAGACUCUGUGCUUCUGUUGAGGCCAGAGCUGGUAUGGGAAAGGGUGCUUUGGGGAUUCCUCAUCCGCCACUUGGACCUCUCUCAGCAGGGACGUGCAUGGCUCUGGGAGUGUGGCUGGCUGCUAUGGAUUUUAAGCUGUAAGGAGCAAAUAAUAGUCACUUGGAACAAGCCAGUUGUUAAUCCCUGCUUUACAAGUGGUAGAGCACUUAACUUUAUAUCACCCACAUUUUCUCCUCCCUCAUCCUCCUCACCUUCCCUUCCUCACCCUUCCCUCAGUAUGGGUGUCGCAUUGCUUUCCCGAGCCAGAUCACAAAGGUCAGGCUGCUUUCGAGCCUUACUACUGUUUUAAACACAAGUUAUGCAACAGUGUUCUGUCAUUUUGGAUAACAAUGGUGUUUUGGAUGGUGGUUUGUUCUGCAGAGACCUUAACGUAUUUCUUGAUCUCUCUGCAAAACCUGGGGUGCUUGGUAAGAAGCCAGCCAUGGUUUUACAUGUAGCUUGGAUUAACAGAGCUGUUAUUACUAUUGUAACCAAUAAUCCCUGCUUCCUUCUUGCACUUAAAUUAAAAUGGACACUCAAAUCCCAGACUAGUCUUUUUUUCACCCCCCCCCACCUUUGUUUUUUUUGUUUCCUCCUGGAAUCCUUCACCAGCCUUAUCUCCAGUGCUGCCCUGUCCUAUCAGGAACGGGGCAGAGCUUGAUCUCUGGGCAAGACGUGUGAGCCAAGUUCUCCGGGAACUUCUUGUGUUCUGAAGUGCUGCUGCUUUGGGGCUGUCUGGCACAUCCCUCACCCAUCCCACACUCUUCAAAACAAGCGUCCAGAAGAUACAUGCUGGAAUUAAGCAUGAAGUAAGAAGUAGAGUAGAAAAAUAAAACUUUACUAUCAUGCACUGAAGAACGUGUGGAGUAUGAUGCUGCUAAAUCCAGAGGUGUCAACUCCUGCAAGGCAGCCCUACCUCGGUUCCUCUCUAGAUGUGGGGUGUGAGCCUGCUGGCAGAGGAUUUUCUCAUGGCAGAGAACAGCAGCAGCAGGGCAAAGCUGAAAAGUGCCAAGAAUGCUGGUAGAAGCAAGGCAUGAAAAGUGUGGCGCUUUAACAGCACACUGCUUAGGGUUGCAGGCAAAGGUUUUUAAUCUCUUGAGGAAAUUACGGCACACCCCUGCACUGACAUGAUUUUGUGCAUUUUAUAGAGGGUUGGGACUUAAUUGUGGGCUCCGGUUCUUGUAACUGGAGGGAGGUGCUGGAGCAGUGAAUACACUUGGCAAUAGCAGUGACUUUGGUAGGACAGAGCCUGUGUUGUGCCCCCUGCCUUCAGAGAGGGCUUCUUGCUGGUGUAAAGGGGUGAGUUUCCUACCUGCCCUCAAAUAAGGAGCUGGGUCGGGCUGUCGUACGGCAGGGGACGAGUCCCAUCAUUUGUUGCUGCUUGGCAAAAACAGGAGAUUGCUGGUCCCCAGCGCUUCUGCCGGGGCCUAGAAAGCCGUGUCGGUAAUGGCCGUGCGCUGUUGCCUGGAGUCUGUCAAAUUUGGCAAUCUCAUAACUAAUCACCAGUGCGUCUUCCGGCUGAGCAGUUUCACUUUGAACACAGCCACCUACAAAAAGCUGAGUCGCUUUUUCCCCCCUCUUCAUGGGACAGAAAACUUGGGGUUUCCCCUAAGAUGAAUCAAAUAAAUACAGAUUGGGAGCUUUGGCUUUCUGACUCUUCGCUUCCCCGACGUGUCGCACUGUUAUUACAGUGGGCGAGCGCCAGGGUGCAGGUCGGAGGAAGCUUCAGUGGUGCCCAGCAGCAGGCUCUUGUCUUAGCGCUGGUGAUCUGGCGCCUGCUGCCCCUCUCCAGCCACGCUGCAUCGCCUGGUCCUGCUGUCACCUCCAGCUCCGCAGCAGCGGCUGCCUCGAGCUGGUUCUUCCCGGUCAGCAUUUGCUCUGCUGGUUUCUCUGUAUGGGCCUUUGUGCACACCCGUGUGUCUUACUGGCUUGUUCUGGAGUUGGGUUUUUGGCUUUUAACGUUUAGCCAAAUAAAGUCAUUUUACUUGG
This is a messenger RNA of Chroicocephalus ridibundus (black-headed gull), 5066 nucleotides long. It is a transcript of the gene PCYT1A, whose product is annotated as phosphate cytidylyltransferase 1A, choline. Gene Ontology annotation, biological process: CDP-choline pathway. Gene Ontology annotation, molecular function: phosphatidylcholine binding; choline-phosphate cytidylyltransferase activity. NCBI's taxonomy places the organism in Eukaryota, Metazoa, Chordata, Aves, Charadriiformes, Laridae. The coding region runs from base 165 to 1268 and encodes 367 amino acids. The transcript has 9 exons. Gene Ontology annotation, cellular component: endoplasmic reticulum. The record is from RefSeq and is a predicted model, not a curated record.